UGUAUAUAUUGAGGGUAUAUACAAGCGUCUACUCAGAUAGGCACUAUCGAUGUUUACAUGCAUUCUGCACAUACCUGGAAAAAGCAUGCGCACACCUAUGAGACACCAAGCUUGCAAACCCCUUCUCUCUAAUCUUUUGCAUGCACAUUGAUUGUUGUACACGGCGUAAGGAUCCAAAUCCACGUAAUUGAAAGGUGUGUUCAACAUGUGACGAGGAUGCUGUUGAUGUCGUCGCAAAGAGCCACUCACUUGGUGAACCACGAGUAGCAAGCGUUGGAUUGUAUCCACGAACCCACCCACCCUCUUGAUUAUAGAGUCUCCUCUCUCACGUCAACCACCGACGCUGGGUGUGCCAGUCAUUGUUACUUUGUAGUGCCUAUCAAUGAUGGCUUCCACAUCCAGUGGUAACUAGUGUAUCUGCGGCCAACUAGUGGUCGUAGCAGCUAGAUCUUCCUCCCCCCGCCCUUCUCUCUCUUCUCGCGCAUGUACCGCUUCCCUCUCCAACCCGGCUAACUGCAACACCUCAGUACAUCAACGCACUUUCACCACCUUCACCCCCCUCCCCCCUACCCUGCACCACCACCUCCACCACACUCGUUCGCUCAUAUCGCGCUGCCGCUUCCGACCAUAUGCCUGCAACUAGCUGCACCGCCUGCUCCUGCUCUCCGCGCGCUGCUGCUCGGUAGCUAAACACUCGACGAGAACUCCGCGACUUCUGCAUUGAGCCCGCACCUCCGACAAAACGACCCCCCUCCACCCCCUCCACCACACUCACAAUUAUCACCAUGAAGCUGUAUUCCUUCAAGAAACAGUUCACAAAAUCUCCGCCGCGUCCUGCUACACCACCCGCCCCCGCCUGGGAGCCGCUGUCGCCCGUCCUACCUCCGCGCGAAGCGCCCAUAACCCACCCCGCUAGCGGUCCCAGCAACCGCGUUGAGACGUCCGACAAUGGCAUCACCAGCCCAGCUCAGAUCUACCCUCCGCUAUCCAGAUCGCCAGCGCACGCGCCGCCCCGUCUUGGUCUCCCUGCCGUGACGUGCGAGCCGUCGAUGCGGUCCGCUCCUCUGCCACAGCGCAACACACCCUACUCGCAACCUUUGGGUUCUCCCAUUGAGGCCCUGGCAGACGCUGCCAUAUCCUCCCUUCAACGCAGCCCUACACACGCAGACUUUUCCCACCGUGCUGCUCAUACCUCAACCUCGCCCACCUCCCGUCCUCCCCCGUCUACCCAGCGCCCUCCUAAACACGCUCCCCAUGACUACACCCAGACCGAACGCCCUUCCAAGCGCGCGCGCUCCGAAUACUUCUCUUCCCCGCAAUAUGGCCAGCAGUACCCGAGGCCUGCUACAAGUCACAAUUCAGGCUGGUCCUAUAACGUGGAGCAUAUGGCGGACAACGGUCUACGCAUGUACCAGGACGGUUCUGCGCCGCCCCAGCAUCAGGAAGACAACAACCUGAAAAGGCUUUCCGAUGCCCAGUUGCUGAUGGACUUCGCCGUGAAUGCUUCAACCCCACGACAGGCAACCUCGUCAAAAAGGUGGUCAAUCUCUCACGCGGAGGCUUCCUCACCCUACUCACAGCAUCAUCUACAUAUGCCCCUCUCUUUCCCAGAACAGCUUCAUCCACAGUAUCCCACGGCAUCUCCAAUGCCUCUCCCGCCCGAAUACAAAUACCCGCAAGAUCUCCAGUCCGAUGCAGCCAAAUUGGCCGACUACACCCAACCCACCUUGGCCGCUCAGACUCAGACACCACCCGAAGAAUCUUUACAGGCACCACCCGAACCUGCAGUCGACAAGGCUGCUGCUGAAAGACCUGGAAUCCCAAAACCAAAGAAAGCACAGGGUUGGCCAAAAGGUAAAGCUCGAGGCCCACGCAAUAGUACGGCUGGUGGCAGGAAGAAGAAACCCACACCGAAACCCAAAGAAUUGCCAUCUACGGUGACGUCCGAAGUUCCCCAACAACUUCGUUCACCGCAAAGCCUUAAAGCCGAGCAUCACACCAACCCCACCGAGGAGGCCCCCGCUCUAACUGGUUUGACAUCGCCUUUGUUGCCAGUAGCUGUCAAACCCCGCCGCCAUUCCUUCACAAACAAUGGUUUAUCACAAGAGGGCCCGGUCGAUCAGUCUUUUGCACCAAUCCGGGCUCAGUCUGUUCCUCUACAAGCUGAUGCAACGAUGACACCACCAGCGGACGAAAUCAAUGCAGUACAAUCACACGUCUCCCUCGAGCCUGUGACCAUCUGUGCCGGAUGCAACUCUUCCGAUUCAGAAACGAGGAUUGGCGACGGGGAACAGUGGAUUCGGUGCGAUGGCUGUAAAGAAUGGUACCACUAUGUAUGUGCGGGCUUUAAAAGCGAACGGGAGGUUCGCGAUGUCGACAAGUUCUACUGUGCAUCAUGUGAACCAAAAUUCGGCAAGACUACCAAAGUCCGAAAGUCUACAAGGGCGCACACUGCUGUAGACUACGCCGGUUUGAAUGAAGGCAUCCUGAAAACUUCUGACGAUAACCCGGAACAUCACUACAUUGCUGCUUUCAAGAACGGGGAUAUUGAAUUUGCCAAAGAGUCUUUUGCACGCCUUCCAGCCGAGUUGAUUACCGCAGAUUACUUCGAGAAGACGGAUGGGUUCAGAGAGCCUGUAUUGGUUCCAGCUGCUUCGAACCCCCGACCGCAACCAUUGGAUUCAAACCUGCCCGAUAAGAUUGAACUUGCCACGGAUAUCGACGGCCGGAUCGAUGACCCUUACGCCUAUGAAAUGGUGCCAGAUGAUGGCCAAGAUAAGCUAGACAUGGUCAUCCCCGCAGGUCUCACUGUUCGCCGCGUUUGCGAACUAUACGGACCGCAAGAAAAAGUUCCGGUCAUCGACGUCAAAGCACAGGAAGGUGAAGAUAAGAAAUGGACCAUGGCCAAAUGGGCGGAUUACUACGAGCAACAGGGUGAAAAGCCAGUCCGCAAUGUCAUCAGCUUGGAGGUUUCCAAAAGCCGGCUGGGCAGGUUGAUACGCCGGCCUAAAGCGGUGCGCGAUUUGGAUCUUCAAGACUCUGUCUGGCGCGACGACGAUAAGAAACCCCCGCCAGCCGUUCAAUUCUAUUGUCUUAUGUCUGUCGCCGAUUGCUACACCGACUUCCACAUCGACUUUGGGGGUUCUUCGGUCUAUUAUCACAUCGUCAAAGGCAAAAAGGUGUUCUUCUUCAUCCCUCCUACGAAACAAAACCUCAAGAAGUACGAAGACUGGUGCCUUUCUCCCAAACAGGGGCACGAAUUUCUGGGCCACCAAGUGAAAGAGUGCUAUCGGGUUGACCUAUACCCAGGGGAUACGAUGCUCAUUCCCUCUGGGUGGAUACAUGCCGUUUGGACGCCCGAUGAUAGUCUCGUAAUUGGUGGCAACUUUCUGACCAGAAUGCACUACGACAUGCAGAUUAAGGUAUUGGAGAUCGAGAAAAGCACGAAGGUUGCGGCCAUGUUUCGGUAUCCAUUUUUCCAAAAAAUCAUGUGGUUGACUUUGAUCCGGUAUCUGGAAGAGGACCCUCUGCCAGAGUCCGUUGAACGACACCUUCUUGAUGGUAACCAGUUCGAACGCAAUGUUCCAUUAUACUGUGAACCGCAAAAGUUUGGGCACAACUCCAACCUGGGACCAGAGAACUACAACCGGCGGUAUUAUCCCAAAGCUGAGCUCGAAGGUCUCCCCGAUCUCGCCAAUUACAUCUGGAGGACUGUACUAGUAUCGCUUGGUCGCAUAGAAGGUAUCACUGAAACGGUACGCAGAGCAGUCACUAGCUCCAUUCCCAAAGGUUUUGGAGAGCCAUUGGUAUUGGCACGGCGGUUUGCCAUGUGGAUCGCCUGGAAGAGAGGAAAUGAAAGCCUUCCCCAGUGGGCAUACCCUGAUGCCAUUCUCCCCGAAAAUAUUGAUGCGAACACCGAAAAGAAAGUGAGCGCCGCUCACCAGAAGCGAAUGGAUAAAGAGGCGUGGAACGAAACUUUACGAGCCACCGCCGAGAGGUUUUCUACUAGGAUCAAAACUGCAGAACCCUCUCGUCAAAGUGUUGCAGAUGGCCAAGUGACUGGUCAAUCAUCAGUUUCACAGCCCUUGACUGGGUUUCUACAGCAAACAGAUCCUAGCAGGCCGCUGACAACACCGAAAACAUCUCAGCUGGGGCCAAAGCGGAUCGCUUGCGAUGCAUGCAGGAAGCGUAGGAUACGCUGCAAGCAUAAAGAUGACCUCAUCGAAACAGCAAAGUCUGGCAACGGCAUGAACGGAGGAAUGAACACCAUCGAUCUGUCUGGGUCUUUAGGUCUCUCGGUCAAACGACGUUACAGUGAUCUUGAUGAAUCAACCAGGCAACAAUCACAUCCAGCCGAGGCCACAGCAGUCGUGAACGGAGGACCUCUUCUUGCUGACGUUAACGCCGACCCAUACGCACUGAAAUCGGGCCGGGUAAAAGCAUGCGCAGACUGCCGCAAAAGCAAGCGUCGAUGUAUUCAUGAUGAAUACGGCAAUGUCGAUCCUAUCAAGGCGAACGAGAUUCCUAUCCCAAGAGGCGCAGCUUCGAAAAAGCGACGGAUCAGCGAGGAAGAUCCUAUGCCGGCCAGCCGCAGAAUGAAGAAGGAGUCUGUCAACGGCGAUUUUAUUCACACACAGAUGCGCCACCGUGUUUCGUUGCCCAUCAACUUGAGCGCGUCUGGCUCCAACGACCUGCAGGACCUUGCAUAUUCCGCUCAGCAAGCGUUGAGUCAGGUGCUACCGGAUGAUCCAAUGCCUAUCGAUCCCGCUCUGCAGUCAUACGAUAACGAUGGAGAUGUGGUUGCUUUCGACACCCCUUCACGUGCACCACAUCAAGAAGUUGUCAUGUCUUCGAUCGAAGAUGAAGAUAACUUAGAUACCCAAAUGAAAGAUGCGGACAUUGUGGAAGCAUCACCCACUGAAUCUCGGGAGCCGUGCACAGAGCCUCCUGUUUCCGGAAUGGGUUUGGUGAACAAGCAGGGUCUAUCGAAUGGCACCAGGCAAGUGCAACAUCACGGCCCUCUAUUUGAGGCUAGUGAAUCUGCCAUGGUCGCCCCUCCCAUCACACCUAAUCGAUCCCGGUUCGCUAGAAUGAGCUCCAGUGGCCAGAAAUCGAAUCACAAUCCGCGAUCCAGGAAGAAUCAAACCUCGGGUUCACCGUCGAGAAGCCGUAUACGAGAAAGCGGAGACAUUGUCAAGAUUGAGCCACGGUCUGACCAGAAAGCUCGAGCCGUUUCGUCAACAACGAUGGAUGGGGAAGAGGACAUGGCCAGUCUAGCUCUGGCUAUGAAAUUACAGAUGGAAGAGCAUGGAUUAAGGAGAAGAAGCAAGUGA
Messenger RNA from Periconia digitata, 5333 nucleotides. The record is from the annotation of a GenBank genome assembly. Lineage: Eukaryota; Fungi; Ascomycota; Dothideomycetes; Pleosporales; Periconiaceae.